Molecule: messenger RNA, 1534 nt
Organism: Myxocyprinus asiaticus (Chinese sucker)
Lineage: Eukaryota; Metazoa; Chordata; Actinopteri; Cypriniformes; Catostomidae
Product: calcium/calmodulin-dependent protein kinase II inhibitor 2-like
Exons: 2
Coding region: 316-555 (79 amino acids)
Biological process (GO): negative regulation of protein kinase activity
Molecular function (GO): calcium-dependent protein kinase inhibitor activity; protein kinase binding
Source: RefSeq, a predicted model, not a curated record
GCUUAAGGAUGCACCAUGAACAUUCAGCACGAGUAACGUCUCGCUGCUCACAGAGGGAUCCGUGUGUUUUUUGCAUCGCGCGCCUGUUUUGCAUGUGCAUCAUUUUUUCCGAGUGAUUUCACGUUGUGCGUUCUGCUUGCAAGUAGGAAAAGUGAAAGUAGCUUCCAGAAUAUGUCCGUAAAAAUACAGCUGCAUUUAAUCGUGACCGCUUAGUUUUUGCAUCGUCGAUAGAUUACGCUCCGACAUCUCCGCGCUCGUUCGUUAGUUAUCGAUUUCUAUCAUUAUUUUGAGUUAUUGCUUAUUGUGGACUCGAUCAUGUCAGAGGUGUUGCCUUAUGAGGAGAACAUUGCCCAUUAUGGUGAUGAUGGAGAUGAGGAACAGAUAUCGCUCACCUGUCGCCUGCAGAACAACACCAAUAACUUCUUCGGUUCAGCUCAGAACAAACGGCCGCCUAAACUCGGACAGAUCGGACGGAGUAAGAGAGUUGUCAUAGAAGAUGACAGAAUUGAUGAAGUUCUGAAUAACACAGCAGAGAAGUCAUCAGCGGGAGUGUAAUCUCGAGGACGUUGUUAAAGCGGCAGAAAAGCACGGGUUACAUGCAUUCUGCAUCAAAAGCACUUUGCAGUCCCUCUCAGUAUGGGUUGAAUUUCACGGUGCUGCAGCAGGCAAGGAGAAGUCCGCACUGCAGGCAGUCUAAAUGGAGAAAGAAACCUUCUUUUUAAGGGCAUGUUUAAUAUCUCAUCUUAUAAAGUGACAACUUACACCAGACAUACAAGUCCUAUGUUGUUUAAUACAUGUGGAGUUGGUCUGUAGUGGUCACGAUUCCGUUUUUAUUGUAAGAGGAAUGCGUUCAUAUCACAAGCACAAAUUUGACAACUUUUAUUCUUCAUUCUGCUGUGAAACUGAGCACUUAGUUUUUCUGUAUAUUUUGUGCACAAUGAAAGUGAAACUCAAUGUUUUUCACUUUAAAUAUCCUAAUUAUGAUCUUUUGAAUACCGUUUUAGUUCCUAAAGAUAUGAUGGACAAAGCAAAAAUUUUUUAUAGGACGGAUGAGGAAAGACUACUUUUUAAAGUAAUUUUUUAAUGUUGCAUAUUGUAAGUUUUGAUGUGGCUGCAAAACUGCCUGCUUUAGCCUGAGAUAAAAAGCGUAUUUUUAUAUCAAGGAGCUGUUUCUAUAGUGGUAGCACUUUCAAAUGUGGUUGUCAGUACUCUCAGCUGAAUGGAAUAAGAUCAUGUUUCUGCCAAAUAUUGCAAAAUAAUAUGCCAGUUGAAUUGUGUUUCUGUUUACCCAAGUAAUGUGAAGUUUUUCAGGCCUGCCUCUCAUAAAUGUGUCAGGGCUUUUCUAUAGCUUUUUGCAUGAGACCGGCACAAACGCCGCCUUCUGUGAUAGUGAAACUGAUCUACGUACAGUACAGUAAUAUGUUGUUACUUUGAAUGACAAACCUCUGACUCUGGAAUACUGUAUAUGUUGCACUUCUCUGUACUGUUAAACAGGGCUAUAUUUGCAAUGAAAUUUAUGACCAUUAAAAUGUGA